AUGUACUUCAGGGGCGACCGCGAUCUCAAGGCGAGCAUUGCGGCGGUGCUCCAGAAUCUGAUCCAGGCGACGGCGGCGCCAGGGGGAUCCGAAAUCCAGUGGGGAUUCCACUACCCUGCCGACGAUCCUCACGUUUACGGUGCUUCCUUCUGCCAGUCGUCCGAUAAACCGGCGGACUGCGGGCGGUGUCUCAGGAUGGCCAGAAACAUGCUUCUCCAUGGAUGUUUCCACGGCGCCGGCGCUGAGUUCUACUCCGAGCUCUGUUACUUGAGAUUUGAGUUUUACAACUUCGAUUCUUGA
Linum tenue is the source of this 300-nucleotide messenger RNA. NCBI's taxonomy places the organism in Eukaryota, Viridiplantae, Streptophyta, Magnoliopsida, Malpighiales, Linaceae. The record is from the annotation of a GenBank genome assembly.